Chelmon rostratus (copperband butterflyfish) is the source of this 4452-nucleotide messenger RNA. RefSeq names its product RNA binding motif protein 26 (gene rbm26). The transcript is spliced from 22 exons. Gene Ontology annotation, molecular function: metal ion binding; RNA binding. Bases 414 to 3440 code for a protein of 1008 amino acids. Gene Ontology annotation, cellular component: nucleus. The record is from RefSeq and is a predicted model, not a curated record. Gene Ontology annotation, biological process: mRNA processing. NCBI's taxonomy places the organism in Eukaryota, Metazoa, Chordata, Actinopteri, Chaetodontiformes, Chaetodontidae.
UCGUCAUGGCAUGGUUAGCUCGCGAGAGGGGAUAAAGUAACUAGCAAGGGAAGCGUGGAUACUCCUUAUGUUUAACGGAUCAAAAUCUUUUGGAAACUUCAGAGUUAGUUAGUUGAACUUUGAGAAAUAAUAGUAUCGCUUGUCUGCAUUUCCACAUUAAAUACAUUACGAGAGUAGAGAAAUCGUGUAGCGCGUUUGGGGCCUGGAAAGACGAAUGCUAACGUGGCUAACCUGGUCAACGUUAAGGCGGCUGUUUCGCUAGCUUCGCUUUUAGCACGAUAGCCUAGCUAAAGACGACAAGUGGCCAGUUUCACCAGAUAAUUUCGGCUACCCUUGAAAAAACAGACAAGUAACGUCAUCACAGUAAGCGUUAACUCUGGCCGUGGUGGAGGGAAAGUUCGGCUGGAUCUAAAAUGCUAAUUGAAAACCUUGAUGCCUUGAAAACAUGGCUGUCCGAUACCCUCGAGCCUAUCUGUGACGCAGACCCUUCUGCCCUUGCCAAGUAUGUUGUUGCUUUGGUGAAGAAAGACAAAACUGAAAAGGAACUUAAAGCCCUGUGUAUAGACCAGUUGGAUGUAUUUCUUCAGAAAGAGACCCAGCCCUUUGUAGAUAAGCUGUUUGAAGCCAUUAACAACAAAAACUACCUCCCGCAGCCAGAGCAGCCAUCCUCUCUGGUCAAAAUUGAGAAAGAUGAGCAGAAAAAAGAUGAGACAAAUAGGGAAGAAGAGCGGGAGAAGAAGUUUUCUCGAAGAGUGAAUCACAGCCCUCCACAGUCAAGCUCUCGCUACAACAGAGAUGGCAGGAGAGAUGAUCGUAAGAGAGACGACCGCCCCAGGAAGAGGGAUUAUGAACGCAACCCACCAAGGAGGGACUCGUACCGCGAUCGCUACAAUCGCAGGAGAGGCCGCAGUCGUAGUUAUAGUCGUAGCCGCAGUCGGAGUUGGAGCAAAGAUCGUAUCCGAGACCGCGACAGGGAGAGGGAUAGGGACAGAGACAGAGAUAGGGACCGUGAUCGCACCAGGAGCCCGUCACACAGCAGAACUCGGUCUAGAAGCAGGAGCAGAGAACGAGAUUCCGGAAAGUUGAAGUAUGAUCAUGAUCACAGGUCAGAGAGUGGUGAUGGCUACACCCCAGCAGCCCUGGUCUCCAGCGCAACCACGUCACACUUCCCUGUGCCGACACUGAGCAGCACCAUCACAGUCAUCGCCCCUACCCACCAUCACAGUAACAACACCAAUGAGAGUUGGUCAGAUUUCCGCCCUGAGCACCCUGUGGAUCGUGUACCUUUCAUUAGGGGACCACCCCCUCAACAGAGGAAGCGAUGCCGUGACUAUGAUGAAAAGGGCUUCUGCAUGAGAGGGGACAUGUGUCCUUUCGACCAUGGAAGUGAUCCAGUUGUAGUGGAGGAUGUCAACUUGCCCAGCAUGCUGCCCUUCCAACCGCCACCAAUCCCAGGUGUGGAUCCACCACCGCCCCCAGGCCUCCCACCACCACCACCUCUCAUGAACCCCCCACCUGUGAAUUUGCGGCCCCCUGUGCCCCCACCAGGUGCCCUCCCACCCAGCCUUCCACCUGUUGCAGGUCCCCCUCCUCCUCUUCCUCCGCUGCAACCAUCAGGCAUGGAUGCUCCUCCCAAUUCUAUCACCAGCUCUGUUCCCACCAUUGUCACAUCGGGGAUGCGCUCGUCACAUCAACAGGCCUCAGUACCACUCUUCAACUCUGACAACUAUGAGACAGAUGUGUAUAACCCUGAGGCUCCCAGCAUCACCAAUACUUCCAGGCCAAUCUACCGCCAUCGGGUCAAUGCCCAGAGACCCAACCUGAUUGGUCUCACAAUGGGAGAGGUGGACCAGCCACAGAGAGACAAGAUUCCAAACAACAGUAUGAGGAUUGUUAUGGAGUCUGAUUCGAGGAAGCGACCAGGUGUCUCCCAUGAUGGAGGCCUCCCCUCAAAGAAACCUUGGUUUGACAAACCCAACUUUAACAAACCCAACCACCAGGGCUACCACAAAAGACCUCCAUUCUCUCCUAACACCAAGCUGCUGGUUCGGCAAAUUCCCCCUGAGCUCAACAACAUCAGCAAACUCAAUGAACAUUUCAGCAAGUUUGGCACCAUCGUCAACCUCCAGGUGGCCUACCGGAAUGACCCAGAAGGUGCACUGAUCCAGUUCGCCUCUCCAGAUGAGGCUAAGCGGGCUAUGCAAAGCACAGAGGCCGUUCUCAACAACCGCUUCAUCAGGGUGCACUGGUUUCGUGAUGAUGGAAGUGAUGGACAGGGCCAGGGCCAGUCUCACUCACUGCAGCAGCCUCAGACACAGCCAGCCAUGCAGCCCUCUGCCACAUCUCUGAAGCAGUCUGUCAAAGACCGCCUUGGACCCCUGCUCGCUACGAGCUCUGAGCCCUCCCAAGAUUCCAGCGUAGCCUCUCAGAAUCCUUCCAAAGUGUCAGUGAAGGACCGUUUGGGUUUCUCUGCCAAACCAGCAGCUGCUGUUGAAAAAGUCUUUUCGACGUCUAUGGGCCUCACAAAGACUGUAUACAAUCCUGCUGCCCUGAAGGCAGCCCAGAAGACGUCAGAGGAGGCCCUGAAGAAGAAGCAGGAAGCUAUACGGCUACAGCAGGAUGUAAGGAAGAAGAAGCAGGAAAUACUGGAGAAGCACAUUGAGACACAGAAGCUCCUAAUAUCCAAACUUGAGAAGAACAAAGCAAUGAAAGCAGAGGAUAAAGCCAAGAUCAUGGAAACUUUGGGCAUGUUAACCAAGAGCAUCACCAAACUGCAAGAAGAGAUAAAAGGAAUCUCAAGCAGCAACAACCCACUACGGACAGCCAAGAGCAAGGCCCAGGCACAGAAGGAACUGCUGGAUGCUGAGCUGGACCUGUACAAGAAGACUCAGGCCGGAGAGGACACCGCUAUGUUGAAGAUCAAGUACACCCAGCUGCAAAUUGAGGCAGCUAAAAGGGGACUCCUGUCAUCAGGACGAGGCCGGGGGGUCCUUCCUCGGGGCCGUGGUGCUCUCAGGGCCAGGGGACGGGGCUCCAGAGGGCGGGGAAGAGGUGUGCCACUGCAUGCAGUCGUGGACCAUCGGCCACGAGCGCUGGAGAUUUCUGGUUUUGCAGACACAGACCGCGUAGACCUACUGCCACACUUUGCUCAAUUUGGAGAGAUUGAAGAUUGCCAGAUUGAUGAAACCAACCUGUCUGCAGUCAUCACUUACAAGACAAGAGCGGAGGCAGAGCAGGCGGCUCUUCAUGGAGUGAGGUUCAACAACCAGACUUUACGGCUGGCCUGGCAUAAGGCCGUCAUGACUCUCAAUACUGCGGAUGCUGAUGAGGCAGAACCAGAGGAGGAUGAGUACCCGGAAGAGUCUCUGAGUGACGACGCAUUGCUGCAGGAUGAUGAUGAGGAAGAAGACGACAACGAGCCUCGCUCCUGGCGCAGAUGAAGAUCAGUUCGAUGCUCUUCCCUGGUUGCACAGCUGUGGAAGACAAGCAACUAUCCAGCAACUUUCUAAGAUUUCAAUGCCUGUUUAUAAAUCUACAACACAUUUCACUUUGGCUAGACUUUUUUUUUCCUUCCCUCACAAAUGUGUAAAUGACAGAACAACGAUGUGCGAGUUUGAUUCAUUUUAACAAUGACAGAUUUUUUAAAUGCUCUUAAUGUAGAAAUAGUUCUGUACAUUUUUUUUUUUGGGAGGUCACAAAACAGAAAUAGUUCGUCUUAGACAUGUGACAGCUGAUCACUUGUUGAACUGUCAGUUAAAGAAAACAAAUCCUGUGUUGUAAUUUAACAGAACGGCAGACUAGCGUUUUUCAGAAUAGCAAUAGGUUGACUGGUUUAAAUGCUCACUUGUAAAUAUUUUAUGUCUGUGUUUAAAUGAUUUGUAUGAAAGCUUGGCUUCUCAGUUGUUGGCUUUACUUUGGAUUGUACAAAAAAUAAAGAAUUGAAAUGGUCUGAAAACAUUCUGCCAAAAACAAAAAGAAAGUAAAAGACAAAAAAGACAAAAGAAUUUUGUGGCAGUGAAAAAAGAAAACUCCCAAAAGAGUUGAAAAAAAGACCAUUUCAAAAACAAAAAAAACUUCCUCUUCCCCUAAAGAGCAAAAUUCCUACAAAAUUCCUACCUUUAUGAACACUUUUUUUAUUUUUAUUUUGGAUCGGUAAGGUAACCUAACGUUUAACACUGAUUUCCAUGCCAAGGUAAGACCGUGACAUAAUCUGAUCGAAUAUUUUUUGCCAAAUGUUAAAAUUAGCUCAAAUUAUUGCAGAGCUAAGAAGUACUAAUACCAGAUUUGUGUUUGUUUUGUUGCAGGAGCCGUCGGUCUGCAGAGCCCAGCGUCAGCUCGUCUUUCUCCGAGAGGCUUCAACAUUUCAGAAUUUAAAAUUGUAUUUGCUUGAACUGUUUUUAUAUGGCGCCAAUCUAAGUGCUACUGUAUUAAAAUACAAAUUUUGUUAUGUUG